Coprinopsis cinerea okayama7#130 is the source of this 1278-nucleotide messenger RNA. RefSeq lists its product as hypothetical. NCBI's taxonomy places the organism in Eukaryota, Fungi, Basidiomycota, Agaricomycetes, Agaricales, Psathyrellaceae. Gene Ontology annotation, biological process: protein quality control for misfolded or incompletely synthesized proteins; mitochondrial protein processing. Bases 1 to 1278 code for a protein of 425 amino acids. Gene Ontology annotation, cellular component: mitochondrial inner membrane. The record is from RefSeq and is a predicted model, not a curated record. The transcript has 3 exons. Gene Ontology annotation, molecular function: metalloendopeptidase activity.
AUGAUGAUGAAGCACGCCCAUAUCCACGGUAUUCAGAUAUCCGAAGAGAAGCGGGAAAAGUACAUGAAAAGACUCAAGCUCUCGACGAGGCUACUGCAAGCAAUGCUGCUCUUCCCGUUCCUUGUCUUUUGGGCUACGAUAGUCGCUAGUUUGGAGCAGACGCCGUUAACUGGGCGGUGGCGAACGAUCUUCCUGUCGCCGGAGGAAGAAGACGAUAUUGCCGCCCAGCUUAUUGGACCAGGGUGGUACAAUGCAGUUCACCAAGUCCUAUCUGAAGAGGGCGAACCAAAGUUCAUUCCACCGACUGACUGGAGAUACCAAUGGGUUAGGGAAACCUUGCAAAGACUGGUCGCUGUUCUUCCAAUCCUAGAAGAUGAACGUCACCAAGCACCCAAUUGGGUCGAAGUGGGGCCAGACGACCGACCUCUUCCUCCUCCGGCGCGCUACCCUCUCAAACCACGUCCCCGUGCUGUCGACUACAUACGCCUUGUAUGCCAUAAACUUGGUGUGACACAAUCUCCCCGCCCGAGCGAUUCGGAUCACUUCGCCCUCCUGCUCGUUGACAGCCCCGUCGACUCCAACGCGUUUUCGUACGGCUUCUGGCCCAAUGGUGGCUCGGGGAUUGUGGUCUAUUCAGGGUUCCUCGAUGAUAUAUUCGCGAAAACACCGCUUCAAUAUGUUACACCACCAGAUGACCGCUCAUGGCUAUCGCAAUUCUUGGGGGUCCCUCCACCACAGCCUUACCCUGUUGUCAACGAGGAGCAGACGACCGACCUGGCCGUUCUCCUCGCCCAUGAACUUUCACAUCUGAUUCUAUGUCAUCACCUCGAAUCUCUGUCGAGCUCAUCCAUCGUGGUUCCAGGGACGAUAUCCAUCAUCGCGGACAUUGUUCGCGUUCUUGUCUUCCCCAUCACCAUGUUCUUCGGUCCUUUCGUCAACGAUGCCGUAGCCAAGAUGGGCGAUGUUGGAUCAGGGGAGCUACGAAGGAUGGGCGAAUGGUGUACGACUGCUAAGCAGGAAGUCGAGGCAGAUGUUGUCUCUGCCAGGAUCCUCGCAUACGCAGGCUUUGAUGCUCGAGACGCUGUCAAGUUCUGGGAGAACAGAUCAGACUCGGAUCCCGAAUGCCAUCGCGUCGAAAGGGACAGGGCUGCACAUCUCAAAACCCAUCGCAUUAGAGGUGUUGGCCAUCCGGAAAAUGCAAGACGGAUAGAAGUUCUGAAGCAGGAAUUAUCCAGCUGGGAAAAGGCGAGGCUGGCAGCUGCUGCGGCUAGGGCAUAG